Messenger RNA from Oryza sativa Japonica Group (Japanese rice), 777 nucleotides. RefSeq lists its product as uncharacterized. NCBI's taxonomy places the organism in Eukaryota, Viridiplantae, Streptophyta, Magnoliopsida, Poales, Poaceae. The record is from RefSeq and is a predicted model, not a curated record. Gene Ontology annotation, molecular function: protein binding.
AUGCCUGCUGCAUCCGAUCUUGGGCGGGACGUCGUUGUUGUACCUCCAGCCGGCAUCAUGGACGACGAUGAUGAAAGCACCUGGUCACCAUGGCCGGAUCUCCAGCCGGAGCUGGCAGGCAUGGUGUUCUGCCGGCUGCUGUCCCACGGCGACCGCCUCCGCUUCCGAGCCGUGUGCCGCCGGUGGCGCCUCGCCGCGUGGCAGCAGCACCCUCUGCCGCCGGCGCUCCCCUGGCUUAACUUGGACGGCCGCAUCACCUACCAGAGUCUCCCCGACGGCGAGGUGCACCGCAUCCCCGUCCCCGACGAGCUCCAAGCUGGAGGCACGGUCGUCUGCCGCGGCUCGUUCGAUGGCUGGCUCCUCUACGACCGCAGCGAGCAGCUGGAGUGCUUCCUGAUGAACCCAAUCUCCAAGGCCAGGAUUGAUCUGCCCUACCACUGGCACUGCGACGACGACGACGACGCCAUCCUCCCCGACUACGGGGAGGAGAAAGAGGGACAACGAACCAUGUGCUUCGGCGAGAACGCCGUGCGGAAGAUCGCCGUGUGCUCGCCUGAUCUCGUCGCCGCCGUCAUCGCCGGCUCUGGCGUUUUCUUCUACCGGCCGGGAAUGCACUCAACCUGGCUGUUUGCCUCCGGCGGCCCCUGCUUCGCGCGCGACAUAGCCUACUACAAUGGCAAGCUCUACUCCAUUAGCAGUGACGGGGAGCUUUUCGUUCACGAGUUCAGCGAUAGCAUCAGUGCAGAUAUCGUGAUCGGCAUAGCUCCUCAAGCCUAG